Molecule: messenger RNA, 2988 nt
Organism: Rhodofomes roseus
Lineage: Eukaryota; Fungi; Basidiomycota; Agaricomycetes; Polyporales; Fomitopsidaceae
Exons: 9
Coding region: 1-2988 (995 amino acids)
Source: RefSeq, a predicted model, not a curated record
AUGGGAAAGGGCAAACGAAAGAAAACCAAUGACGAUGUCUGGGUUGACCCCGGGGUUGAACGCAUUCCGAACGGACCGCCCACCAUUCUCAUGGACGAACAUGGGAAGGAGACCAUCCAUUAUUGGUCCCCGCAUCGACGUAGGGAAAAGCGACCGACGAAGUCGAUGGAUGCCGGCAGCGCCACUCUCCCGUCACUGUACGAGUCUAUGGGGAAUGAACCUCCCCGGCCCAUGGAAGGAGAAGCAGGGUUAGAUGGUUUCCUUCCCGAGGUUGUCGCGAAUGUUGGAGUACAACCAGCUCAAAAGGCAAACCCACUACCUCAUUCCAUCACGGCCACCUUCGUCGAGCGGUGGGCGCAGAAGCUCCUCGACAUCUUCCGAAGCCGAGAGACGGACCCGGACAUAGGCACACCGUGCUAUAACAAGCCGGGGCAUGAUCCUGUUGAUCGUCCUCUACAACUGUGGGGCGCUGGAUUGUGGCCAGCAUCCUUCUCUAGGCCACAGACCGCCUUCACUGUCCAUGUGCUUGGGUUCUUCAGCCAUCUCACCUUCCAGGCGAAGACAACUGCCCACGACUUCUACGGCACUUUGCGCCGCAUAACGUCUAAUGCCUUUUUCGAGGACGUGAAGGAUCGUUACCGAGAGUUCAUGACCGCGCACCGACAGUUCAACUACGUGCAUACUCUCAAGCGGUUCGCAUUCGAUGUCAAGAAGAAGCUCGAGGCUGGCUGUCUUGCAUUGCGCUGCCCGGCAUGCCCGCACCCUGACGUCAACAUGGAUCCGAACUGGAGGGAACGCCCCGAGAAAGAUCGUUACAAGGACGCGCUUCACUAUGCGAAAGAUGGCAACUUCCACCUUAGCCAGCACGACAAGAAGAUGGAUCACGCAGACGUGCCACUGAUGGACGGCGCGGCGUACUAUGUCCAUAGCGAUGCAUACCGCGAUUAUCUGGAGAAGAUGAACGUGUACGAGGGCGCCCAAGAAGAGACGACCACCUGCAGCAACUUCAACGCGCUUUCCGACAGUUACAAGGGCAAGAUCAAGACAGGACAGGUCGGGCUGUCAUGCACUCGGCACGGGUUCGUCUUACCCUGCGGCACAGUCGACUUACACAUUGGUGAACGAUACGCGAAUGUGGACUACGCGACUCUGUCAGGCCUACAGUGGUUCCAUUCGCUUCACCUCUUGAUCAGUUCCUACGACGUCAAUUGCAAGUACGGUAUUCACUGGUGGACGCGCCUUGAGAAGAUCGCGUCCCUCGUGCCGUCAGUCCCCGGGGUGACCCUUGCCAAGGAGAUUUGGCCGGCCAUCCGACGUUGUGUACCCAAGUGGCAUCUUGCCUCGCAUAAAGGGCUGUGCCAGUGGCUCUUCUCCUUCUAUUAUACACCAGGCGUAGGUAACACGGAUGGUGAAUCCGUUGAGCGGCGUUGGGCGGUCUUGAAUGCCAUAGGUCGUUCGGUGCGCGAAAUGGGUCCCGGCCACCGGCAGGACGUCAUUGACGCGCACAAUUCUGAUUUCAAUGCCCAGAAGAUGUUCAAGAUUGCACGGCACUUGCAGGCGAAACUCAAGGAUGCGCAGACGAACUCUGCGAAGCAUAGGCUUCAACUGGAUGAUCUAGAGGCGACACAUCGACUCAAUAAGAGUCCGCUGGACGAGUGGAAGAAAGAAGAGGCUGUCUACAUUGCUCAUAUUGUUAAUGGCGACUUCGACAGCCAGAAGAUGAAGAAUCCAUACCAACCGGCAGCAGACGAAGUACCGACUGCGCAAGAUGUUCUUGCCGAACUCAAAAAGAAGGAUGCUGUCCAGCGUGAGAAGAGGUUGAAGUUGACGGGAUCCAAGCGGAAAGCAAGUGCGUUGGACGACACGGCUGCUGGCCCACCGAGGCGUCGUGGGUUAGGGGACCUGUUCGUGGCAGCGUUUGACUUGGAGAGACAACAAGAAGCUCUAAAGGAGAAGGUGCGCGAACAUAAAAAGGAGCCCUCCUCGGAGUUGUACAAUCGAAUAGAGAAGGAGCGCGAUGCCCUCGAGGGCAAGUUGAAGGAUUGGUCGAUAUGGCAAGAGCGCGAGAUGGGCGCGAUCCUCACUACGAUGGAGGAUGAGCUCGAUGAAAGCGUCUGGCCGUCCAGCACGGCGAUCAAUCCCGAGGAGGCUGCGAUGCUCGUGCCGUCUAGCUACCCCCCUGUGGUCCGCGAACAUCCUUCAUUCGAACGUUUCGUAUCCGUCGAGAGGCGGCUACGCGAGGCACACGCGCACGACAUACUACGCAAAGUGCGUCAGAAGUUGCAUUACGAAGCCUUCUACAGAUCUCAGAACGCCGGAGCCUUCGGUCAACAAGCUCGCACCAGGUACACCAAGCUUAAAGCGACGGAGAGGACAAAAAUCGAGGUGCUACGGAAGGAGUACGAGUAUGUCCGUGUCAAGGCGGCCAGCUUAGCCCCCCUGGGAGAGCCGUGCGAGUUAAAAGCAUUGUCAGAUAAGGACUGUAUGCCCCCGGUCAUCGCUGAGGAAAAGACGGGCAGAAGGAAGGAGACAGUGUCGUGGAUCUGGCGUGACAAGACGUUCCAUGGCCCGGCGCUCGAGAAGUGGGCCCUCGAAGCGGCCAGGGUGGAGUGGUGUCGCGCGAGUGCACGCGUAGCGAGAUGGGGUGAGGAGGUCGAGAUUGUCCAGGAGGAAAUGCGCCGCGUACAGAGGUUCUUCAAACACUGGAUGGAGGUAUGGGACGUGCGUGCCAAGGUGCCGUGCGCCACCUUGGCGCAGCGAGGAGCGGCGGCGUACGCAGCAAAGCAGGCAGCGAUGUAUUCGCGGCUGUUGCUCAAUGCCCGGGCGCUAUUCCCAGUCGCGGAGCAUAUACAACUGCCUACACCGCUACUGUCCCCGCUCUCAGUGAGUGUAGCGGAUGCGGUGGACAACGACGGCGAGAGGAAUGUCGUGGUACCCGCCACAGACCACUUAGACGUUGACGAGGAUGUGACGAUGCACGAUUUAUAA